UUGAGGUGAUUGCGUUGAAGGUUUCAUCAUCAAACGCGUACCGCGACAAAAUCAUGUCGCACCUUGAAAUCUCGUGGACGUCAUGGCCGGUACUUAUAAGAAUUUUAUGAAACUAUUGGAAUCGUGGCCGUUAGACAAAAGCAAAGCUGGCAGCGACUUGGGACAACACAUUCGUGACCAGUUGAAGAUUGCGUUUGUGAAGGGUGAAGCUGCUAGCCAACCGAAUCCGGAGCAGUGUGACCGAUAUUAUUCGAGUUUGAAAAGGAUUUCAUCCAAUUAUUAUGGGCAGCUUUAUAAACGUUCUUUAUUGAGCACUGCGAGUGGGUUGAACAGGGAGCAGUGUAAUUUGGCGUUGACGCCAGAAAUGUUAGAAUAUUUGAAGGAAGAGGAUAAAGGGUUCUUACGUAGGUUUUAUGGAACAAUAAGAAAUUUUGUAAGAAAUGAUAAGGAUUAGGAUUGUAUACUUUGCAAAUAGGUUUGGUACGAAUAGGCGUUUUGUUAAUAGAACACUAUUGCUAGCGAAGACUAACUCUCCAUCUUUAGUUAACGUGAGGCGAUUUAGUUUGAAAUACAAUGUCGCUGAUAGAAAUUUUCAUGUGCCCGUUAUGGCAAAAGAAGUGUUGGAUUAUAUGGCUCCAUCACCUGGCAAAAUAUAUAUAGAUAUGACGUUUGGUUCCGGUGGACAUACCAUGAAACUGUUAGAACAUUCACCCGAUAUAAAAAUAUUCGCGUUAGAUAGAGAUCCUUUAGCAUAUGAAUAUGCAAAAGAGCUAUCGCAGAGAUAUCCAGAACAAGUAGUUCCUUUAUUAGGUAAAUUCUCCGAGUUACCACAGUUACUUAAACAAUACAACGUUCAAGAAAAUAGUAUUGAUGGCAUUUUGUUCGAUUUUGGUUGCUCGUCAAUGCAAUUUGACAUAGCGAAUAGAGGUUUCUCCUUAUCGAAAGAUGGACCGUUAGAUAUGAGAAUGGACGGAUCUCGGUGUCCGGAGCAAGUUACUGCCGCGGUUGUGUUAGAGAAGGCGACCGAAGAGGAUUUGGCUCGUAUCAUAAAAGUUUAUGGGCAAGAGAAGCGUGCUAAGAAAAUCGCGCGUGCUAUUAUUGAAGCUAGAUACAUGUUUCGAAAAUUAGAAACGACGAAAGAACUGGCACAGUUGAUCGAGUCCACUCUGGGUGGUGAGAUCAGGAAGGAUAGUCUCGGUAGAUUUUCGCACAGUGCGACGAAAACGUUUCAGGCGCUUAGAAUUUUUGUCAAUAAUGAAUUAAAUGAAAUUAAUUACGGUAUGCUUCUCGCGCAAGUGUACUUGAAGCUAUCUGGCCGUUUAAUAACGAUCUCUUUUCACUCGCUCGAAGAUACUAUAGUCAAGAGGCAUAUUUCAGGAAAUAUAACAGAUAAUGUGGCCAAUACUGUAGCGUUAAAAUACGCGAAUUAUGGUAAGGUGUUUGAUAAGGACGAUAUCGAACAAUUGACGGAAACACCUUGGAAAAUGAUGCACAAGCAUGUUUUAACGCCUACGGCUGAAGAAAUUGAGGCAAAUCCGAGAUCGCGUUCGGCAAAAUUGCGUGCUAUCAUGAAGGUGAAAUAAAUAUCUUGUACGAUAUAUUAAAGUUUGUAAUCACACUUUUUUAUCAAUUUACAAACUUGUUGAGAUGAUAGAUGCGUAAUAUGUGUACGCGAUAUAUUUAUUUUAACAGAAUGUAUUGUUUUGUUGUAUGUAAAUAAUAAAGAAUGUAAACUUUUCUUGAAUACAAAAA
Solenopsis invicta (red fire ant) is the source of this 1752-nucleotide messenger RNA. RefSeq names its product probable methyltransferase-like protein 15 homolog. The record is from RefSeq and is a predicted model, not a curated record. Gene Ontology annotation, biological process: rRNA base methylation. The transcript has 2 exons. The coding region runs from base 441 to 1583 and encodes 380 amino acids. Gene Ontology annotation, molecular function: rRNA (cytosine-N4-)-methyltransferase activity. NCBI's taxonomy places the organism in Eukaryota, Metazoa, Arthropoda, Insecta, Hymenoptera, Formicidae.